Messenger RNA from Erythranthe guttata (spotted monkey flower), 1255 nucleotides. Its product is annotated as RNase P Rpr2/Rpp21 subunit domain protein. Lineage: Eukaryota; Viridiplantae; Streptophyta; Magnoliopsida; Lamiales; Phrymaceae. The record is from RefSeq and is a predicted model, not a curated record. Gene Ontology annotation, biological process: RNA processing.
AAUUUAUCUCAAGCCCACAUUAUAAAUUAACCUACAAUCUUCAAAUACAAACAGCGAGUUCGUGUCACGCGCGCCCAAACCUUCUUCUUCGUUCACUGCGACGGCUACAGUGGGGCUGCGGCGACGGCGUCGUUUGGCUACGACCGUUGAACGGUUAUCGAACAGAACAGAAAUUAGUGUGAGAAUUAACAAGAGUUUUUUAACAGUAUGGGUGGAAGAGGAGGGAAGAAGAAGGGGCAUAACGAAAUGCCGGGAUCUCAGCCGCACGUUUCCACGACACUGAGAGAGGAAUCUAUUGGCAAGAAACAGGGCAGUGUCAAUGCCAAAACUAUGUGCAAGCUAGACCAUCUGAAAAGCCUUGCCGCAUGGUCCGCCACGGAAGCAUCUAUUCCUUCACUAAGUGCUUUUUUUGGGGAGCGUUUGGCUGCCACGAACGAGGCCUUGGGCCUUCGCGCUGACCCGUCUUCGUUUCUUUGCGAAAGAUGUGAAUCUAUCCUACAACCCGGUCAUAAUUGUACGGUCCGAAUCGAGAAGAGAAAGUCCAAAAAGCGCAAGAAAUCCAAUCCCACCACACAGAAUCACGUCGUGUACACCUGUCACUUCUGCUCUCACCGGAACUUGAUGAGAGGAACACCAAAGGGCUACAUUAAAGCCAUACGCCCACCCAAGGCUAAGCCACCGUUAAAAUCCAAAUCUUCUUUACAGAAGCGCCGUAGCUUGUCGGAACCUUCUAGAAGCAUUCCGGAAGUUAACACGGCGGAUGCCUCUGCUUUUCCGACAAUGGACGUACAUAAUAAUCUCGAAACUAGCUUUCCGGCGACUCCAUUGCCGGUAACUCGUCUUACUUUACUGGAUUCGAAGAGGAAAAGGAAAAGAUCGGGUGCGAAGAAAGUAGCCGAGCCUGAAAUUAAUUCGACUGCAGAAAACAGCGUCCCUGCAUCGAGUAAGAAGAGGAAAAAAUCAUGGACAACUCUGAAAGAGAUAGCUCAAAGUAGUAGUAAGCAUGAUAAUGGCAACAAGUUGUCAAGCUUAACAAUCCCAUUCUUUAUUAGUAGUGAUGAUCUCAAUAAUUAUUGUUAAAAAUUAAUUGCUGAAUGUAUUUUAGCUAUUUAUAAUCUUUUUCUUCUAAACCGUUUUAUCGUUUCGGUCCAACCGUACUAUCUAGAUUAUACCGAAUCGAUUUCCGGGCAUAGCUUAAUGGUAAAGGACAGGGAGUGAUUUUAACCGUGCUCGACUUGCAGGGGUUCGAUUCUUA